CAAACACUUGUCGCAGAAGCAUGCAAGCCAGCUGCUUAAUGAGCCCUGGGAACCCGUAUCCUGGGGGGAAUAGAGUAAAUCCCAUUUGCAAGGGACAAAACUAUGGAAGACGGUGAGCCCUUUGGGGACAGGGCCCCAUGGCACCUUAUAAUUCUGUGCCACCAUAUUCUUUUCUUCAAGAGGUGAUGACAAUGGACUUGGAAGAAAAAGAGGACGGUCUGGAAGCCCUAAAAAAUAAAGCACAACUGAUCGCCAAUGACAUCAUCAAAGAGGCCUUGGAGACUCUAAGAGAGCUCCAGAAGAAAGAGGCAGCUGCAGCGGCCAAGUACAAAGUCAACAAUAUUACAUGGUCGACAUGCAAGGAUUUCACAGUAGGAAAAGGACUGCUGCAGAUUGAAGAAUAUUUAAACACAUGGGAGCUUCAUGAGAGCUGGUUACACUGGACGAACUAUUUGUGUGACGAAGAACUAGAGUACAGUACAAGAUACCACUAUCGGGUACGCUUCAGCAUCCCGACCUGUAGGAAACCCAUCCCACGAGCAACCGCAAAUGUUUAUUUCAUCAUAGAGAUUUCCAAAAUUAAGCCACCGACAUUCCCUGUUGAAGUAUUCUUUGUGGUGGAGACAAAUAAGCUCAUUCAUAGGCCAGGAGAGUCCCGCUUUAAAGAAAAGUGGCUGAAGGACGUAAUUGAAAGCAAAAUCUACAUGAUGAAGGCUAUUGGCUUUUAGUGCCAUGAAGAGAUUUUAAAUUUGCAACCAUUGUAUUUAUGUCUGUUUCCUGCUUCUUUUUGGUAAAUUAAAAAUGAUGUAAAUCUCUA
This is a messenger RNA of Hemicordylus capensis (graceful crag lizard), 817 nucleotides long. RefSeq names its product A-kinase anchoring protein 14 (gene AKAP14). Gene Ontology annotation, cellular component: cAMP-dependent protein kinase complex. The transcript has 6 exons. NCBI's taxonomy places the organism in Eukaryota, Metazoa, Chordata, Lepidosauria, Squamata, Cordylidae. The coding region runs from base 138 to 728 and encodes 196 amino acids. Gene Ontology annotation, molecular function: protein kinase A regulatory subunit binding. The record is from RefSeq and is a predicted model, not a curated record.